UUCAUCUCAAAGCGUAGCAUUUGUAACGUUUCUUUAUGAAUAUCGUCUGAGAGUCAUGAUGAGCGACAUAAACCCCCUUGUACUGGAAAAGAUACCCCAGACUGAUACUUGUCUGUCAGCUCUUGAACUCGCCAGGGAUGCUUUGCCUAUCCCAAUCCUGAAUCAUUCUCUUCGAGUCUAUCUUCUAGCUCGGUAUAUCGCCGAGAAAGAAGACUCUCCCUUCAAGUCUGGAGAUCAGAGUCCACUUCUCUUCGUAGCAGCUAUUCGUCAUGAUAUUGGAGCAAGCCAUCUCUACAAUGGAGAGCAACGCUUUGAGAUCUGCUCUGCCGACUGCGCAAAGGCCCAUCUCGUCAAAAGCGGCAACUCAGAAGCUGCGUCACAUCAAGUCUGGACUGCCAUCGCAGUACAUACGUCACCAGGCAUAGCAGAGCGAAUAGAUCCCUUGUCGCGUCUCAUACGCCUCGGCGUGUUGUCUGACUUUGGAUCGAAAGAUUACAGGACACGUCUAGGCGUUGACGGAUACUACACCGAGAUCGAAAAGCUUCUGCCGAGAUUAGAUGCAGAGAAGUGCCUUGGUGACGCAGUUGUCAGUCAAGCGAAGGGGAUACCACAUGUGGAUAGUCUCACUUGGCCAAAUGACGCCAAGUUCCCUGCUGCGAGCUGGCCUGGGAUACUCCUGCGGGCACAUGCCGAGAACCCAGGGCAUGACGGCGUCAAUCCAGCGUUCUGAAACACGCCAAAGUUCUCGGUUGACAGGCGAUAUCAUUGUCGUAGGGAGUGAGAUUGGCGGUGUAACCCUUUUUU
Messenger RNA from Fusarium verticillioides 7600, 804 nucleotides. RefSeq lists its product as hypothetical. Bases 56 to 730 code for a protein of 224 amino acids. Lineage: Eukaryota; Fungi; Ascomycota; Sordariomycetes; Hypocreales; Nectriaceae. The record is from RefSeq and is a predicted model, not a curated record. The transcript has a single exon.